Messenger RNA from Magnolia sinica, 3238 nucleotides. RefSeq names its product disease resistance RPP13-like protein 4. The transcript is spliced from 7 exons. Lineage: Eukaryota; Viridiplantae; Streptophyta; Magnoliopsida; Magnoliales; Magnoliaceae. Bases 194 to 3238 code for a protein of 1014 amino acids. The record is from RefSeq and is a predicted model, not a curated record. Gene Ontology annotation, molecular function: ADP binding; ATP hydrolysis activity. Gene Ontology annotation, biological process: defense response to other organism.
GCAGACCAUAUCCAACCCUCAGCUUGCGUUUUGCUCAUUUCCAUUUCUGUCUCCCGAUUGAUUUCAGAAGCCAUUUUCUUUCCCUUGUCUCUCCAUUCGUUACGGAAUAGGGUAUAUCUUAGAGAUUUCUAAUUCCUUCUAAAGAGUUUCAAGUGCUUGUAAGGGAGAUUCGAGGUUUGUUCGGAUCAGGGAAAUGGCAGAUGCUGUUAUCAGUGUUCUCGUAAAUAAAUUGGUGGCAUUACUUGUAAGCGAAGGUUGUCAACUACUUGAGUUUGAUAACCAGUUCGAUGAAACUACAAAGGAGCUUCAAUACAUGCAGAGCUUUCUCAAGGAAGCCGAUCGGGUGAAGAGAAAAGAUCGGAAAGAGAUUCUCAAAACAAUAAUGGGCGACUUAAGAGAGUUGGUGUACAAUGCUGAGGAUGUAAUAUCAGAUUACCAGCUUCUAUUCCAGAAAAAACACCAAGGUUGCACACCCAAUUUUAUGAGUUAUUGCUCUCCUACCCUUUUUAGAUCCCGCCGUGAGAUGGGAAAGCAGUUGAGGAACACAAAUAAAAAAAUAAGAGAGAUGAAGGAGAGGAUGAAGUCCUACUUGCAUACGACUCCUGGCCAAACAAGCAAAGAUGAAGAUGGUGAGAAUAUUGCAAUGACCUACCCAAUCCUAAUGGAUGAAGCAGAAAUGGUAGGACUAGAAGAUGACUCAGCGAAUAUUAGGAAUUGGAUCUUAGAAGCUAAUGGCCCAUUAACUGUGAUUGGAAUAGUUGGAAUGGGCGGAAUCGGUAAAACCACACUAGCUCAAAUGACAUGUAACAGUGAGAAGGUGAAACACUCUUUUAAGCACUUAGUUUCUGUCACCGUUUCUCAAAGUUUCAAAUUUGACGAAUUGUUGAAGAAGAUGUUGAAGAAACUAAAUGUAGAAGACAAAUCUCUAAGGGAAAAGGACGUCACUGAUCUAUUGGAAAAGCUUAAGAAAGAGUUAAAUGAGAAAUACUUGGUAGUUUUGGAUGACGUUUGGGGAACGGAUGAAGGGAUGUGGUGGGAUAGCUUGAAAUCCGCAUUGCCCAGAGUGAUGGGUAGUUGUGUUAUUGUUACAACAAGGAAUGAAGAGGUUGCUAAAUCAAUGGGGGCUACUAACAAGCUCCUACAUCGUCCACAAAUUCUUUCAGAUGAAGAUAGUUGGUCGUUAUUCAGCAAAGUAGCUUUUGGAAGAACGGGAGGUAAGUGCACAAAUCCGGACAUGGAGGACUUGGGAAAGGACAUCGUUGCAAGGUGCGGGGGGCUUCCUUUAACAAUCAAGGUUGUGGCAGGAAUGAUGUUUGGGAAAGGUGAUUCCAUCCAUGAAUGGCGACAAAUUUCGGAGCACCUAAAGGAGGAGUUGGCAAUCAAAAAGAAAGAUGAGCUAGUCAUUUCGAGGCUAGAAUUAAGCUACGAAGAGCUCCCAACACAUUUAAAACCAUGCUUAUUGUGCUUUGCCAUGGUUCCUGAAGAUUUUAUUGUAUCAGUUAACGAAAUGAUUUACUGGUGGAUUGGUGAGGGUUUUGUUUGGGGAAGAGACGGGAAAACAGCAUUUGAGAAUGGAGAAGAAUGCAUUGCAGAAUUAUUUAAUCGAUGUUUGAUUCUUGGAGUGGAUAAAGAUGUCUUUGGAAGAUUCUUUCGCGCAUGCCAAAUGCAUGAUAUGGUUCGAGCUAUGGUUAUAAAAAUUGCAAGAGAGGAGAGUCUUGUGAGCUUAGACUGUGGAGGUACAUCUGGGUUUAGUAUGCAGCCUCGCCACCUGGGAAUCUCGAUGAACACAACAGUGGAGAGCAUCCGAAACAGUUCCACCAAGUUGCGGACGUUGGUUGGGAUGGAGAUUAAGAGCAAAGAUAUCAUCCCAAGUGUAAAAGCAAAACUCUGCGAAUUAAGGUGGUUGAGGGUGUUAUCUCUUUCAUUGUCAAGCAUGCAAAUCGGGGAAGAUGUCGUGGCCAAGGAUUGGUUGAGUGGGAUAGGGUCAUUACAGCACCUCGUAUAUCUUAACAUAAAUACGAUUGCUUCCUUAGUAACACUCCCCGAUUCAAUUGGAAAUCUUCGUAAUCUUCAGAUUGUACGUUUAUAUGACUGCCCCAAUUUGAAAAGGCUUCCAACGUCAAUCACAGCAUUGGAGAAGCUGACUGUCAUUGAAAUAUUUGGUUGUGAAUCUUUAGAAUGCAUGCCAAAAGGGCUUGGAAAGCUUUCAAAUCUUGAAAUUUUAACAGUGUUUAGGCCUGUGAAUUCAGUUCAUAAAAAUGGAUCCGAAAUUUUGCAGUUGAAGAACUUGAUAAGACUCAGAGAACUUGAAAUUGAGAUAAAGUCAGAGAAACAAAUUGAAGAAGGGGAAUGGGAUGUGUUAUCAAUACUCCAGCAUUUGCAAAUUCUAGGAAUAAACUUUGAAGGUAGUUCUCUUGAAAGUCAUAGACUUGUAAGGAAGAUAAACCGUCAGCUUUCUCCACCCCUAAAGUUCCUCAGAGUGUUGCGGCUUGGGUACUACCCAGGAGAAAGCACACCUAUAUGGCUCGAUCCUAAUUCCCUUCCCAAUCUUCAGUUUCUUUUCAUUUAUGGGGGAAGGAUUAGUCAGAUGAGUCGCAGAUUUUGGAACAGAAAGAGUGGGGUAUGGAAAGUGGAGGUCUUGGUGCUAGACGACUUGGAAGAGAUGGAUGAGGAGUGGCCAAGGAUAAAAAAGGGAAUGCCAUCUUUAAUACUCUUCAAGGUUCGUGGGUGUCUGAAGCUUCAGUCAUUCCCAGUUGGGAUUGAUGAUCGGAAAUGGAGCAUAUGGAAGAAAGAAGGAGAAGAAGAGAAAACCUUUGUAGUCUCUCCCUCCUCCUCCUCCAAUGAUGACGACGAUGACGAAGAAGAAACCGAAGAAGAAAUCGAAGAAGAAACCGAAGAAGAAGAAAGAAUUCGAAGAAGAAGAAGAAAUCGAAGAAGAGGAAAGAAACCGAAGAAGAAAUCGAAGAAGAAACCGAAGAAGAAGAAGAAAGAAAUCGAAGCAGAAGAAGAGUUAGGGAAUCCCCAUUUUUGGGUCAAAAUUGUCAUUCUCUUGACGAAGAAGAAACCGAAGAAGAAAUCGAAGAAGAAACCGAAGAAGAAGAAGAAAGAAAUCGAAGCAGAAGAAGAGUUAGGGAACCCGCAUUUUUGGGUCAAAAUUGUCAUUCUCUUGACGAAGAAGAAACUGAAGAACAAGAAGAAAGAAAUCGAAGAAGAAGAAGAAGAAAUCGAAGAAGAGUAA